This is a messenger RNA of Cornus florida, 795 nucleotides long. RefSeq names its product blue copper protein-like. The record is from RefSeq and is a predicted model, not a curated record. The coding region runs from base 1 to 795 and encodes 264 amino acids. The transcript has 3 exons. Lineage: Eukaryota; Viridiplantae; Streptophyta; Magnoliopsida; Cornales; Cornaceae. Gene Ontology annotation, cellular component: plasma membrane. Gene Ontology annotation, molecular function: electron transfer activity.
AUGGCAUCUUCCCAGAUCAUUGUCAGUACCAUCCUUGCAGUACUAUUCACUUCUAUUUCUGCAAAGGAAUUUAUUGUUGGGGAUGACAAUGGUUGGACCCCUUACUUCAAUUAUCAAGCUUGGGCCAAGGGAAAGGAGUUUGUGGUCGGAGACAUACUAGUUUUCAACUAUCCGGUAGGAGCGCACAAUGUCUUCAAAGUCAAUGGAACUGGCUUCCAAGAGUGCAUAAAGCCACCUCUCAGUGAGGCUCUAACCACCGGAAGUGAUGUGAUCACCCUUGCCACCCCAGGGAGAAAAUGGUAUAUUUGUGGUGUUGCCAAGCAUUGUGCGGUUGGAAAUCAGAAGCUCGUCAUAACUGUUCUGCCUCAAUCUACAUCUCCAGCAUAUGAGUCUGCAAAGAAAUUUAUUGUUGGGGAUGACAAUGGUUGGACCCCUUACUUCAAUUAUCAAGCUUGGGCCGAGGGAAAGAAGUUUGUGGUCGGAGACAAACUAGUUUUCAACUAUCCUGUAGGAGCGCAUAAUGUCUUCAAAGUCAAUGGAACUGGCUUCCAAGAGUGCAUAAAGCCGCCUCUCAGUGAGGCUCUGACCACCGGAAAUGAUGUGAUCACCCUUGCCACUCCGGGGAGAAAAUGGUACAUUUGUGGUGUUGCUAAGCAUUGUGCAGUAGGAAAUCAAAAGUUGGUCAUAACUGUUCUGCCUCAAUCUACAUCUCCAAUGUCAGCCACACGGCCUGCGCGAAAACUAGCUGCUGUGAAUGUCAAGGAAGGAUCACUGAAACGUGUGGCAUUCUUUUGA